UCUCUCACACUCUCUUUCCUUCUUAUACUGUUUUCCUCAUAAUAAAUUCAUCUUCUCCAAUCAACUAUUUCUCAAGUUUUCAUUUCCCUGCUUAUUCAUUCAUUCAUUCACCAGUACUACUGUGUUAUUCACUUAGAUGCCAUUUAGAAAAUGGGAAGAACUCCAUGUUGUGAAAAACUAGGGUUAAAGAAAGGUCCAUGGACACCUGAAGAAGAUCAAAAACUUUUAGCUUACAUUGAAGAAUAUGGCCAUGGAAGCUGGCGCGCAUUACCUCCUAAAGCCGGGCUUCAAAGGUGUGGUAAGAGUUGUAGAUUGAGAUGGACUAAUUACUUAAGACCUGAUAUUAAGAGAGGAAAAUUCACUCUUCAAGAAGAACAAUCUAUCAUUCAACUCCAUGCACUUCUUGGAAACAGGUGGUCAGCUAUAGCUACUCAUCUUCCCAAGAGAACAGACAAUGAAAUCAAAAACUAUUGGAACACUCAUCUUAAAAAACGUUUAACAAAAAUGGGUAUAGAUCCGGUGACACACAAGCCCAAGAGUGAUGCCCUGAGCUCAGUAACAGACGGUCAAUCUAAGAACUCAGCUAACCUCAGCCACAUGGCUCAGUGGGAAAGUGCUCGACUUGAAGCCGAAGCUCGUUUGGCUCGAGAGUCUAAGAUAAUCAAAUUCAAUACUUCUAUGGUCCAACAACGUCCAAAUUCAGGCUCAUUGGCUGUGGAUUCAUCAUCGUCAUCGUCGGCUCAACUCCUAAACAAAAUGGCUACACAACCAGCUGCUCAAGCGCUUUGUCUAGAUGUUCUAAGAGCUUGGCAAGGAAUAAAACGAGAGGCAACGUCAUCUGGUUCCAUUCUGGGUCUUGGUUCUAACCAAGAUUUCAUUGAGUCUCCUACUUCUACUUUGAGCUCUACGGAUAAUUCAAAUCCAUUCCCGCACAUGGGAUUUGAAGAAACUUCCAGGGGUGGUGUAGAAUUUGCCGAGGAUUUGAAUCAUUUUGGAGGAAUCAUGAAAGAAGAAUGCGAUGAAGAUUGGAAAGGGUAUGAAAAAUGUGUAGAUGAUGUUGUGUCAGCGGUCGAUGGUCAGUGGACAUUUGAACCACUAAAAAUUGUGGAUGGACAAGAACCAGUUCUGCAUUUCGAUGACGGGUUCACUGAUCUUCUAUUAGGACAUGAUGACCAAAAGGAUCAGGAAAUGAACGGUGGGAGCUGCCGAGAUCCGACUAAUGCCGACCUUGAAACUGGUAAAGCCGAUGAAUUUGAUCAAGAGAAUAAAAAUUACUGGAACAAUGUUUUCAAUUUGGUGACCACUUCUCCAUCAAAAUCACAUGAAUUUUAGAACUAGAACCAAAAGAAAUGUAGUAUUAACUGAAACUUGUUCGUGCAAAACUGAAGUGUAAUAGUGGCCAGAAAAACAAAAACAAAUUGUUGGUAGUGGUUUGAUCUUUAA
This is a messenger RNA of Papaver somniferum (opium poppy), 1443 nucleotides long. RefSeq names its product transcription factor MYB16-like. The transcript is spliced from 3 exons. The record is from RefSeq and is a predicted model, not a curated record. Bases 151 to 1332 code for a protein of 393 amino acids. Lineage: Eukaryota; Viridiplantae; Streptophyta; Magnoliopsida; Ranunculales; Papaveraceae.